Messenger RNA from Papaver somniferum (opium poppy), 1293 nucleotides. Its product is annotated as ankyrin repeat and protein kinase domain-containing protein 1-like. The record is from RefSeq and is a predicted model, not a curated record. Gene Ontology annotation, molecular function: protein binding. The transcript has 11 exons. NCBI's taxonomy places the organism in Eukaryota, Viridiplantae, Streptophyta, Magnoliopsida, Ranunculales, Papaveraceae. Bases 1 to 1293 code for a protein of 430 amino acids.
AUGGAUAGACAAGGAUAUUCACCGAUAAUGCUUCAUUUUGAGUUGUUUGAUGCUGCUUAUACUGGGAAACUCAAUCGCUUCAAGAGGUUGGCUUUGGAUCAUGCUAAAGCUGAAGGGAUUGAAGUAGGGAAAGCGAUUCGAGAGCUUGUAGAUGAAGCCGUCGGUGAUUCUCUUCUUCAUGCUGCUGCUGCAGGAGGAAGUUUAAACGUUUGCAAAUACUUGGUUGAGACGUUGAAACUUGAUGUGGAUUUCAAGGAUGGAGAUGGUUACGCACCCUUGCAUCAUGCAAUUUUCAAAGGCCAUUUGGACCUUGUUAGAUAUCUUCUUGAAAAGGGUGCCAAUGCUGAUGCAUCUAGUAAUGAGAAUUACGCUCCUUUACAUUUUGCUGCAAAGACAGGUGAUACAAAGAUACUAACCUUGCUGCUAUCAAGGGGUGUUCACGUAGAGGCUGCAACUAGGAUUGGCACUGCCCUUCAGUAUGCUGCUGGUCAUGGUCAUCGAGAUGCUGUUAAAGUGUUGUUGGAUCACGGUGCAAAUCCUAACGCUGUCAUUAGUCCGGGUAUGCUUAGACCACUAAUGGCGGCGAUUCUUUUUGAGUCAUGGGAAUGUAUGGAACUUUUACUGCAGGCAGGUGCUAACCCAAGUGCUGAGUCAUAUGGAAAUACACCACUUAUACUUGCAGCAAAGGAGGAAUAUGUAGGUGUCACUACACGCUUACUGGAAGCUGGUGCAGAUCCAAAUCAUAAGAGUGUAGGGCUGACAGCGUUAGAAAUUGCCGCUAUGAGAUGCAAUUAUCAAAUUGUUGAAAUACUUUUUCCUGUGACGUCUCGCAUUCCUACUUAUCCUGAUUGGAGCAUUGGCGGACUAAUAAGGCAUGUACAUUCUGAUGCAUUCAAAUUGCAGAGGGAAGUCUAUAAGAAGGAGAAAUUUCAUCAGGCAAAAUCAAAAGGAAGAGAUGCAUUCCAGGAAGAGCAGUAUCUUAUGGCAGUGAAUUGGUUCAAUGAGGCCUUGGACAUUUGCCCAAAGGAUCCAGCAGUACUGUCCAACAUGAGUGCAUGUUAUGCGCGUCUGGGUGACGGGUUCAAUGCACUUGAAUAUGCCACUAAAUGCAUGAAUGAAAGGCCUGAAUGGCCUAAAGUGUACUAUAGGUUAGGUGUUGCGCUCAAUAUAUUAAAAAGAUACGGUGACGCAGCCAAUGCCUUUAACAAGGGUUUGACGCUCGAUCCAAGAAACAAAGAGCUUAAAGAUGCCUACAUGAAAGCUAUGGAAGAUAGAUUGAACUCUACCAAGUAG